AUGACCAGUGACGAUCAGUUCUUUUUCGACUACCUUGCCUCUAUACCCCAUGACGUAAGGCGGUACUCCGAGCAAGUCGCCGACUCGAUCGACCGAUCAGUCGACCAUGCAGCGAACGCUAUCCGAAAUACUCUGUCUGAACAGACAUGGUUACCGUCUUCUGUGCGGCCGCCGAUGCGCGCCUCUCAGAUGCGGUCAUCGCCCCACGGCCUGACCGACCGAGUUCAGGACUGGAUGAUUCGAAAUCGCGCCUGGACCGCGGCUGUCCUUGCGUUUCUUGGGACGGGCUGUGUUUUGCUAUAUGGAAACAGGAAACUGAAUGCGAAACGGAGAAAGGCUAGAAAGGCCGGUAAUGGGGCUCGGAAAGAGAUUGUUGUUGUUGCUGGAUCACCUCAUGAGCCCAUGACGAGGGCGAUCGCGACUGAUCUAGAGCGCCGGGGAUACAUCGUCUAUGUGACAGUGUCAUCUGCGGAUGAGGAGCACAUCGUGCAAUCCGAGAACCGGACCGAUAUCAAAGCGCUCUGGCUGGAUCUGACCACCACACCCUCGAAUCCUUCAGACCUCCACCCUUCCCUACACGAGCUGCGCACUUUGAUCACCCAACCGCAAUGCCCUUCCCCGGGAAUGCCCUCGCAUAAUUGUCAACUAAGCGGUAUCAUCAUCGUGCCAUCGACAAACUACACCGCAGGCCCCGUCGCAACCAUCCCACCUUCCUCAUGGGCAGACACCGUCAACACCCGCCUCCUUUCUCCAAUUCUCACUGCGCAGGCUUUCCUUCCCCUCUUGACCCUCCGUAACAACAGCAGCACCAUCGUAUUCGCUUACCCAGCCAUCUCCUCAUCCUUAUCCGCCCCCUUUGCCGGCCCAGAGGUCACCGCCACCAGCGCCAUCUCCGCCUUUGCAGCUUCCCUACGACAAGAGCUCCGGCUUCUCGAGCGUGGGAACGUCGAUGUCGUUGAACUCCGCAUGGGUAACAUUGACCUGGGUCCUGCUUACCGUUCCCACCAGAGCCAAGUUGCUGGAACGGAGGUACUGGCCUGGAGCGUCCAGCAGCGCGCCCUUUACGCUCCCCAGUACAUGUCGAGCAUUGAGCAGCGACCUGUCGCAUCUGCUGGCCCUGGUGCCAUGCGGGGUUCUUCGGCACGGUACCUUCAUCACGCUGUGAUGGAUGCGCUGGAGCCCACGACCGUGAAUUUCCUCGGGCAAAAGAAGUCCAAGAAGGCAGUCAUGUAUGUGGGCCGGGGCGCCCGGUCCUAUAGCGUGAUUGGCGCUUGGUUUCCGAGUGGACUAGUUGCUUUGAUGAUGGGUUACCACACUGGCCACCCAGGCAAUGUUAGCCCCAGCAGUGGCAGUGAAACCAGCUAA
This is a messenger RNA of Penicillium longicatenatum, 1365 nucleotides long. Its product is annotated as DUF1776 domain-containing protein. Bases 1 to 1365 code for a protein of 454 amino acids. Lineage: Eukaryota; Fungi; Ascomycota; Eurotiomycetes; Eurotiales; Aspergillaceae. The transcript has 4 exons. The record is from RefSeq and is a predicted model, not a curated record.